Sipha flava (yellow sugarcane aphid) is the source of this 621-nucleotide messenger RNA. Its product is annotated as neurofilament heavy polypeptide-like. NCBI's taxonomy places the organism in Eukaryota, Metazoa, Arthropoda, Insecta, Hemiptera, Aphididae. The record is from RefSeq and is a predicted model, not a curated record. The transcript has a single exon. The coding region runs from base 1 to 621 and encodes 206 amino acids.
AUGCGAAUGAAAAACUGUCCAUCGGUUGAUGACAGUUCAGUACCUACUCCGAUGAUCGAAAAACCAAAAGUUAUAGAUAAACCAACGGACAAACAUACUCCAGUUAUUAAAACACCAAAAAGUUUAGAUAAACCUGUGGAAAAAACGCCUCCAGAGAUCAAAACACCAAAAACUGUAGAUAAACCUAUGGAAAAAACGCCUCCAGUGAUCAAAACACCAAAAACUGUAGAUAAACCUGUAGAAAAACCGUCCCCAGUGAUCAAAACACCAAAAACUAUAGAUGAACCCAUGAAAAAAACGCCUCCAGUGAUUAAAACACCAAAAACUGUAGAUAAACCUGUGGAAAAAACGCCUCCAGUGAUCGAAACACCAAAAACUGUAGAUAAACCUGUGGAAAUACAGCCUCCAAUGAUUGAAAAUCCAGAAAAACCAAAAUAUCAAGAAAAAUCUGUCAACCAAGUACUUGUUGUCAAACCUAAAUUGUCUGAAAAACAAGUAUCGAAUGAGAUGAUAAUGGUGGAGUCACCUAUUCGGAAAAAAAAUUGUUUAUGGAUCACACCAAUACCAGUGUCUGCCUACAAAGACUAUUUUGAUUCAAUACCCAAGCAACUGUUUUUAUAA